AUGCGCCCAAGAGAUGGCUCAAUGCUGGAGGUUGGGGCCGCGAGACAUGUAAUCGACGCUGUCCCAUUUUCGCUGUGGGACGCGCAAGACCGCGAAUUUCGCCCGCCAGAUGAAAGCCAGUGGGAGUGGCUGUUCGAGAAGUUCAACGCCCAAACCAUCAGUCUGCGUAGUUGGUACAUGUGGAUUGAAACCGACAAGCCCUCACAGUCGAUCCCCCUUACCAUUGCCUGCAAGCCCGUUAUGUUUGUUGGGACUGGCGCGCAAUUUGAUAUUGCGCUGGUGAAGCUGCACCCGGCAGCCUCGGCAAGAUUUACCAAUGAAUGCAACUUCCAGGCAAAACCGCCCCGGAGUUUGAGGCUGGGUGAUUUGAUGGAAGCGGGCUCGUGGAGUGAAGUCGACGGGAUGAGCUCAGGUUUGAUCAGUAUGAUCACCGUCGGUAGGUACUUCGAAAAGCCGCAACACUUCUCCAAUCAUUCACCGGUUCCUUUUGAGCGCUGGCGAUCAAGCUCCGUCAACACUGUCUUUGGCGCCAUCAACCCCACAAUUACAGAGGGAAUCCGUGGGGCAUCAAUCGUUGACAUUGAGAGCGGAGGUGUUGGAGGCUUGUUCCACCUCUUCAAUGGGUUGGAGUGCAUUAGCGCUCACCUCGACGAUUUGAUUGCUGAAGGCUGGGAAGUGGUGUAG
Penicillium oxalicum is the source of this 684-nucleotide messenger RNA. RefSeq lists its product as uncharacterized. The transcript has 2 exons. NCBI's taxonomy places the organism in Eukaryota, Fungi, Ascomycota, Eurotiomycetes, Eurotiales, Aspergillaceae. Bases 1 to 684 code for a protein of 227 amino acids. The record is from RefSeq and is a predicted model, not a curated record.